AUGGCACCACGAGACAGUGUAACCGCUCAGAAGAUCAGAAGGCAAUCCGUGGGGCUGCCACAUCAAGGUCAUUUAUCCGCCGCUUCCAUCAGUCCUCGACUCACCAGCAAAGCAGAUCGCCCUCAAGGCAUCAAGAAAGGACAACAGCAACACCCUCUUCGACGAAGCGCCCGUCUGGACCGCUUGAUUGAGGUCCAUGAGCUUCGACUAAAAGCCAGCCGGCAGCCUCUCCCACCUCCAGCCAGCGACAUUAAAGUCCCUGAUUGUGCACACUCACCACCUACCUUUCUACCACCAAAGCCUCCGAAGCGGAAACGAGAAGCCGAACAGCAGCUAGAACCACCCUCUCCAAAACGACCGCGAACAUCUUGCCCUAGACCCUCUCUUCAGGACGUUGAUUCUAUUACGUAUUGGACGCAGACAUCCCACUGGCCCCAAGGAUACUUCCACGAAAAUGGCGAAAUGAGUCAUUUAUUCGCGAGAAAGAAAUCCACCGACUCUCUUCGCCGAAAGCGAUCGGAUAGCGAGUCUAGCGCACCCAGCUCAACUACACCGAGUGACCAAAAGUCAAGGGAGGAGAAGAGUGCUCCUUAUCGAGACCCACGUUACAGGAUCCUACUCGAGGCUGUGGGAAGCUAUAUGGACAAGUCCGAGCUAGAUAUUACAAAAGAGAGCAAAGCUCUCUGUCGCGACAUGUUGACGAAGGAGCAAACGACCCCCAAGGAUUCUAUAUUCUCUGAUGACGUGUUUGAGAAAGCCUACAGAAAGUUCCAAGACAGAAAUGAGGCAAGGGUGAUCCAGGAUAUAGCCCAACUAAUCGUCCCAUCUGCGGAAACGCUGGCUACGUUUGGUGCCCAACAUCUCGAUAAACUAACUGAGAGCAUCAAUGAGGGUUGGAACAAUUCAAUUCCUGUUACCAAGAGACGACCUCAACCAGACUACUCUGUGGGUUUCAAACGCUCUGCAUUUACAGACGACCAGCUUAAGAAACUUCAGCCAUUCGUUGGCGACCUGACCGACAACUCCUUCUUCAUGGGCACAUGGUACAUGUACUUCCCCUUCUUCUCGAGCGAAGUGAAGUGCGGUGCGGCCGCACUCGACGUGGCAGAUCGACAGAACGCGCACAGCAUGACGCUCGCUGUUCGGGGAGUCGUGGAACUGUUCCGGCUAGUCAAGCGCGAGCAAGAGCUUCAUCGGGAGAUCCUCGCCUUUUCCAUUUCGCAUGACAACGAGACUGUGAGGAUCUAUAGCCACUACCCUGUGAUCGAAGGCAAAAAGACCAUGUUCUACCGCCACACUAUCCGUAAGUUCGACUUUACAGAACAGGAUGGCAAAGAGAAAUGGACGGCAUAUAAAUUUACCAAGAGCGUCUAUAACACCUGGAUGCCUGCUCACUUUAAAAGGCUUUGCUCGGCAAUCGACGCAAUACCACCCGAUAUACAUUUUGAGGUCUUGGAAUAA
Molecule: messenger RNA, 1461 nt
Organism: Fonsecaea monophora
Lineage: Eukaryota; Fungi; Ascomycota; Eurotiomycetes; Chaetothyriales; Herpotrichiellaceae
Exons: 2
Coding region: 1-1461 (486 amino acids)
Source: RefSeq, a predicted model, not a curated record